This is a messenger RNA of Sphenostylis stenocarpa, 1473 nucleotides long. The record is from the annotation of a GenBank genome assembly. Lineage: Eukaryota; Viridiplantae; Streptophyta; Magnoliopsida; Fabales; Fabaceae.
AUGGGUGACAAAAAGAAGAAGGCUCAGAUGUUUGUAAAACUAGUGUCUGCUGCCGGCACUGGAUUCUUCUACGUUAAGAGGAAGCCAAGGCAGUUUACAGAAAAGCUUGAGUUUCGAAAAUUUGAUCCCAGGGUUAAUCGUCAUGUUCUGUUUACAGAGGCUAAGAUGAAAACUGUGGUAAGCACCAAGGCAGUGGAGCCAGGAAAGUACUUCCCCUUAUCAGCUUUGGAUCGGCACAUGGAGAACAACCACAUUAGACUGGUAUGCUACUACCAAUAUUCAGGAGAAGCAGUGGAGCUUGGAGAAGUGACCAAGAAGUUGAGACACAGUUUGUCAGAGAUGUUGACCCAUUUUCCCAUAGUGAGUGGAAGGUUGACAAGAGAUGAGAGAGGGCAUUGGAAGAUCAAGUGCAAUGACGCUGGGGUGAGAGUGGUGGAGGCCAAAGCCAAAGGGAGUGUGGAAGGGUGGCUAGCAAACCUUGAUAGGGAAAAAGAACUCCAACUUGUGCACUGGGAGGAUAUGUUUCACAAGCCCUAUUACUGGUCCACCUUUUAUGUCCAGCUGACUGAAUUCGAAGAAGGUGGAUUAGCAAUUGGCCUAAGCUGUGGCCAUCUCUUGGCAGAUUCCACUUCUGCAACUUCUUUCAUGAAAGCAUGGGCUGACAUUUCAAUGGCCAACAAAAUGGUUACUCCUCCACUUUUCCACCCUUUACUUCUUACAAGACAAGGAAUCACAAACCCCAAUCAUCACCCCCACAUGGAGUUAAUACACCACUACAAAUCUUCAAUUCAAAAACCCAUUUCUUUGAAGGAAGCUAGGUACACAACCAUUUCCAUGGGCUUCUCAGCCCACAUGGUCCAGGCCUGCAUGUCUGCAGCCCAAACCAACAGCCCAAUAACACCCUUUGCCGCCCUUGCAGCCCUGUUUUGGGUCUCAUUGAGCAAAGUCAAGAAGGGCUUGAGAAAUGGGCUUGUUGACAUGUCCAUAUGCUUGGACAUGAGAAAAGUCUUGGGCAUAGAUGUUGCCUUCUUUGGGAACUGCAUGGUGUAUAAUAAGGUCCAUGCAGUGGAAGGGGACACUAACAAUUUCACAUUUCCUCAAGCUGUUAGAGCAAUAAGUCAUGUUGUGGCUAAGAUGGAUUCUGAGAGAGUGAUGGAUUUGAUCGAUUGGCUGGAAAAUGAAGGUGUGAAUUCACCUACCAUGAUGAACAAUCAUGAUCUUGUUUGUGCUAGCUUGGAGAGUGUGGACCCUUAUUUAGCUGUGUUUCAAGAUGGGUUCAAACCCAUUCAUGUUUCUUGUUAUGUAGAACCAGUUUUGGGAGAAGGACAGGUUUUGAUCCUCCCUGGCCCACCUGGGGAGGGUCCCUUAAGUAGGGUGGCCAUGGUGACCCUAAGAGAAGAGGAAGCAAUUAAGCUUUGUGAAGAUGAACUUAUUUCACAAUUCUCUCCCACUACCAUGAUGAAAUGUCAAUGA